AUGGUCACUUGUUUGCUAGUUCAAUAUCAGGUUUAUAGAUUACCUGCUGAUCGAUUCUAUGCCACCUAUUUUGGUGGUGAUGAGAAAUCUGGUCUUCCUGCUGAUGAUGAGGCUAGGGACAUGUGGCUCAAAUUUCUUCCACCUACACGUGUGUUGCCUUUUGGGACUAAAGACAACUUUUGGGAGAUGGGCGAUACUGGACCGUGUGGACCAUGUACUGAAAUACAUUUUGAUAGAAUUGGGAAUCGAGAUGCAGCUUCAAUGGUUAACAACGAUGACCCAACAGUGAUUGAGAUAUGGAAUCUUGUCUUUAUUCAGUUUAACAGGGAAGGUGAUGGUUCUCUGAAACCGCUGCCUGCUAAGCAUGUUGAUACUGGAAUGGGUUUUGAAAGAUUAACGUCUAUUCUUCAAGAAACAAUGAGCAAUUAUGAUACCGAUGUGUUCCUACCCAUUUUUGAUGCUAUCCAGCAGGCAACUAAAGCUCCUCAACCAUAUACGGGCAAAGUUGGACCAGACGAUGUGGGCAAAGUUGACAUGGCAUACAGGGUUGUUGCUGACCACAUUAGAACUCUUUCAUUUGCCAUUGCUGAUGGUUCUUGUCCAGGCAACGAAGGGCGUGAAUAUGUGCUAAGACGCAUUCUUCGUAGAGCUGCACGUUAUGGUACUGAAAUCCUGAAUGCUGAAGAAGGAUUUUUCAAUGGGCUGGUAAAGGUUGUGGUGGAAGUGAUGGGUGAUGUUUUCCCAGAACUGAGACAACAUGAAGCACACAUUAGGGAGACAAUUGCAGAGAGGAAAGAAGUUUUGGCAGGACUUUAA
Molecule: messenger RNA, 816 nt
Organism: Ilex paraguariensis (yerba mate)
Lineage: Eukaryota; Viridiplantae; Streptophyta; Magnoliopsida; Aquifoliales; Aquifoliaceae
Source: the annotation of a GenBank genome assembly